AAACCCAAACCAAAAAAGAACCUCCUCCUCUUCCUGCUUUCUCUGCUCUCUGCUUCCUUCCUUUUCUUUAAGCUUUUGCUUGAUGUUUCUGUGCAGGCCAACAGAGCCUCUUCUCUUCUCUGUUGAACGAGCCACAUGGUGGUAGCAUGAGAGAAACAAUUCCCUUCUCCAGAAGAAGCUCUUGAAAGAAAAGCAAGAAAAAGAAAAGUUGGCAUAAAGAAAAGGAGGCAGUGAGAGAGGAGAAAUGGUGGCAUAGAAGGUGGCCUUGUGUUGGGCCCAAAGGGAACCAUUGCUUCACCCACAAGCCCCCCUUCUCCUCCCCCUCUCUCCUUUCCAUGCCCCCCCCCCUCUUCCCCUCCUCCUCCUCCUCCUCCACCUCCUCCUCUUCCUCUUCCUUGGGAUGUAUGCACACUCACCUUCUUUCUUUGACCACCUCUUCCAUGCAUGAGUUCCCCCCAUCGAGUAUUUAAGCCUCACUCUCUGCUUCCUCCUCCUUUCUUCGUCUCCCUCUCGUCAUGGCUUCGUCCUCUCCCACAACCUUCUUCUUGAAAUGGGCACUACUGCUCUGCUCGCUCUGCCCGGCCCUCGCCGGCCCGUCCUCCUCCUGCCACCCCGCCGACCUGCAAGCCCUCGCGGAAUUCGCCGGAAACCUCACUGCCGGUUCCAUCCUGUCCAACUGGUCUCGCCCCGAGCUCUGCUGCAGCUGGGACGGCAUCGUCUGCUCCGAGGCCAGCGGUCGAUCGUCCGGCCCUGGCCGCCGCGUCGUGGAGCUCCUCCUUUCCGGUCGCGGACUGAGCGGAGUCCUCGCGAGCUCCAUGGACCGGCUCGAGGUUCUCGAUCUCAGCUUCAAUGCGCUGUCGGGGUCGAUCGCUGCCGUUGGCCGCAUGACGGCGCUGCGGGCCGUGAACCUUUCCUCCAACAACUUCAGCGGGCCUCUUCCGGACCUCACAUCGCUGCCUGCUCUCGCCGUCUUCAAUGUCAGCAACAACUCGCUCGCGGGUCCGAUCCAUCCCGACAUUUGUGCCGGCGCUGCAGCGAUCGAGGUUCUUGAUCUGUCGGUGAACUCGUUCUCAGGGCCACUCCCUGACGAAACGGUAGCUGAGUGCAGCGCGACGCUGCGGGAGCUGUACCUCGGCUACAACUCCCUCUCAGGUGACCUCCCCGACUCUCUCUUCGAUUUCGUUGCAUUGGAGAAGUUGUCGCUCGCCUCGAACGAUCUCUCGGGACAACUCGGCGAGAGGUUGAGCAAGCUCUCUAGCCUUCGAACACUCAUCGUUUCGGGUAACCGGUUCUCGGGCCCCCUCCCCAAUGUGUUUGGAAACCUUACCAAGCUCCAGCAGUUGGUUGCACACUGCAAUACCUUCAAUGGAACCCUUCCUCGAUCGUUGGAACUCUGUGCAAUGCUUAGGGACCUUGAUCUCCGGAACAAUUCUAUUUCAGGUUCCAUUAAUCUUGAUUUCUCACGAAUGAAGUUGCUCACAUCACUUGAUCUCGCCACAAACCAUUUUUAUGGCCAUCUUCCUGUUAGCCUUUCGGAUUGCCAAGCAUUAAAGACCCUAAGCCUUGCUAAGAACGGUCUCUCUGGUCAGGUCCCCGAGGAAUUUGGGAAUCUUUCAUCUCUUACUUUGCUCUCAUUGUCUAAUAAUAGCUUCCAGAAUGUAUGGACAGCUUUGGAGAUCCUCCAAAGGUGCAAGAACCUCACCACACUUAUCCUCACCAAGAAUUUCCUCGGAGAAGAGAUUCCUGACAUUCCUCUGAGGUUUGAGAACUUGGAGGUUCUCGCUAUUGGAAACUGCGCCCUUACUGGCCAACUCCCGCUCUGGCUAUUGGAUUGCAAGAGGUUGCAAGUCUUGGAUUUGUCAUGGAACCACUUGACCGGUGGAAUUCCUCCUUUGAUCGGGCAGCUUGACAAUCUAAUUUACUUGGACAUCUCAAACAAUUCCCUGACUGGUGAAAUCCCCAAGAAUUUGACACAGCUGAAGAGUCUGAUUAAUAUUAGCAGCUCAGCAACAAGGUCUUCGAUUGGCUUGCCAUUAUAUGUUAAGCGCAAUCAGAGCAUCAGCGGUUUGCAAUACAAUCAACUGUCAAAUUUUCCUCCAUCGUUGUACUUGAAUGAUAAUGGCUUCAACGGGAUGAUUUGGCCGGAAUUUGGGAACUUGAAGGCACUCCAUGUCUUAGACAUGAGCAAUAACAGUAUCACAGGGAGCAUUCCAGAUACGCUUUCUGAGAUGUCAAAUCUGGAGGUACUGGAUUUGUCAUACAAUGAACUUAAUGGAUCUAUUCCUGCAUCCUUGAGCAAGCUCAAUUUUUUAUCAAAGUUUAGCGUAGCCCAUAACAAUUUGAAAGGAGAGAUUCCAACCGGGGGCCAAUUCUUCAGUUUUUCCAACUCUAGUUUUGAUGGAAACCCAGGACUGUGUCGGUCACCAUGUCCUUCUAACAAAACUCAAGCACUGGGGCUGAGUCCUGAAAUUCCAUCAAAUAUGAACAAUAAGUUUGGAAAAACCGGCAUACUUAAUAUAACUAUUGGCAUCGGUGUUGGUAUUGCAUUUCUUUUAGCUGUUGUCUUGUUUAAAAUGUCGCGGAAGGAUGCUGGUGUUCCAGUAGAUGAGGUUGAAUUGGAAGAUGGAUCAUAUACAUCAUCCGAAUUGGGUUCCAAGCUGGUACUUUUCUUUCAAAACUCUGAUGCGAAAGAGCUUACGAUCAAUGAUCUUCUGAAAUCUACAAAUAACUUUGACCAAUCAAAUAUAAUUGGCUGUGGAGGAUUUGGGCUGGUCUACAAGGCAUAUCUUCCAGAUGGUACAAAAGCUGCAAUCAAGAGGCUUUCUGGUGACUGUGGACAGAUGGAACGAGAAUUCCGUGCAGAGGUGGAAGCACUCUCCAGGGCUCAGCAUAAGAACCUCGUCUCCCUGAAAGGCUAUUGCAGGUGUGGGAAUGAUAGAUUGCUGAUUUACACCUACAUGGAAAAUGGAAGUCUGGACUACUGGCUUCAUGAGAGGGCUGAUGGUGGAUCUUUACUCAAGUGGGAGGUCAGGUUGAAGAUUGCCCAGGGAUCAGCAAGGGGAUUGGCUUACUUGCACAAGAUCUGUGAGCCCAACAUCAUCCACCGAGAUGUUAAAUCAAGCAACAUUUUGCUGGAUGAUAGAUUCGAAGCCCAUCUGGCAGAUUUCGGCCUGGCGAGGCUUAUCGAUCCCUACAAAACUCAUGUCACCACUGACCUGGUUGGAACCUUAGGGUACAUUCCUCCUGAGUACAGCCAAACAUUGACAGCUACUCUGAAGGGUGAUAUCUUCAGCUUCGGAGUCGUUCUAUUGGAGCUUCUCACCGGUAGAAGGCCUGUGGAUAUUUCCAAGGCGAAAGGUUGCAGAGAUUUGGUUUCGUGGGUGCUUCAGAUGAAAUCCGAGAAGAAGGAAGAGCAGAUGUUCGAUACAGUAAUUUGGAACAAGGCCCACGAAAAGCAGCUCUUAUCAGUGCUGGAGACUGCUUGCAGGUGCAUCAGCCCAGAUCCGCGGAACAGGCCAUCGAUAGAUCAAGUUGUCUCGUGGCUUCAUGCUGCUGGCUCUGAUGGAUGAUGUUUUAAAUUUAUAAUCUCUUUCCGAUGCAUCUGCUCCUAAGUUUCAAAAGAAUGGUGAAGUAAACUGAGUCAGUUUUGGCCAAAAAUAGGUUGUAAAUAAAUGUGCUCUCUCCCAUAUCUCUUAGACAAGAAAGCAGAAUAUAUCUCAACCCUUCUUGGACUUGUUAUCCAAAAGUCUCUUUUCAUCUGCUCCACCUCCUACAUGCUAGUUUUUCUUUCUGUUACUAUUAGCACUAAAAUGGCUAAGCUUAUGGUCUACAGAUGUUUAUCUGGUCACAUGAAAUCUAGACUGAGCUUGCUUAAUUUGCUUCGAUCCUAUAUAUGAGAUUGCCAGGUUGAUGUUUA
This is a messenger RNA of Musa acuminata AAA Group (dessert banana), 3916 nucleotides long. Its product is annotated as phytosulfokine receptor 2. Gene Ontology annotation, molecular function: ATP binding; protein binding; protein kinase activity. NCBI's taxonomy places the organism in Eukaryota, Viridiplantae, Streptophyta, Magnoliopsida, Zingiberales, Musaceae. The record is from RefSeq and is a predicted model, not a curated record. The coding region runs from base 516 to 3569 and encodes 1017 amino acids. The transcript has a single exon. Gene Ontology annotation, biological process: protein phosphorylation.